GAAAGUUUUUUUGUUAAAAAGGAGUGACCGAUUGAUCGGAACCGAAAGAGAAAGGCAUCGGGCUCUUCGCCACCGUUCUUCUCUCUCUAGAAAUCCUUGAAAUUUAGGGUUUCAUUUCUCUGGUUAUACGGGUUUUCUUCGAAAUCUAGGGUUUUCACGGCGACGGAAUUUGGGGGUUUGAUCUGGGAAGAACCAGAGGAAAGGGUUGAGAAGGGGGGACGAAAAGAUGAGCUUGGAUUCGGUGCCGUCGAAUUCUCAUGGGAACCUGGACGAGCAGAUUGAUCAGCUCAUGCAGUGCAAGCCGUUGUCUGAGCAAGAGGUAAGGGUGCUGUGUGAGAAGGCUAAAGAGAUAUUGAUGGACGAAAGCAAUGUUCAGCCUGUGAAGAGUCCUGUUACAAUCUGCGGUGAUAUUCAUGGGCAGUUUCAUGAUCUUGCAGAGCUUUUUCGUAUUGGAGGAAAGUGCCCAGAUACAAAUUACUUGUUCAUGGGAGAUUAUGUUGACCGUGGUUACUAUUCAGUCGAAACUGUAACACUCUUGGUAGCUCUUAAAGUGCGUUACCCCCAACGGAUAACCAUUCUAAGGGGAAACCACGAAAGCCGCCAGAUUACUCAAGUUUAUGGGUUUUAUGAUGAGUGCCUAAGGAAGUAUGGCAAUGCAAAUGUUUGGAAGAUUUUUACUGAUCUCUUUGACUAUUUUCCGCUAACUGCAUUGGUUGAAUCAGAAAUUUUCUGUCUCCAUGGUGGAUUGUCUCCCUCCAUUGAAACUCUGGACAACAUUCGUAAUUUUGAUCGUGUUCAAGAAGUUCCUCAUGAGGGGCCCAUGUGCGACCUUUUGUGGUCUGAUCCAGAUGAUCGUUGUGGGUGGGGUAUUUCUCCAAGGGGUGCUGGAUAUACCUUUGGACAAGACAUAUCUGAGCAGUUUAACCAUACAAACAAUUUGAAGCUCAUUGCUAGGGCUCACCAGCUGGUUAUGGAAGGAUAUAAUUGGGGUCAUGAACAAAAGGUGGUUACCAUAUUUAGUGCACCUAAUUAUUGUUAUCGUUGUGGGAACAUGGCUUCUAUCCUUGAAGUUGAUGACUGCAAGGGUCACACAUUCAUACAGUUUGAGCCUGCUCCAAGGAGAGGAGAACCAGAUGUGACCCGGAGAACACCUGAUUACUUCUUAUAAUUCUGCACGCUGGUUAGAGAAUUGACAAGUCUCUUAGUGACCAGUGUUUCUGAACUGGUGGUGCGUUGAGGGCUUUUUCCAAUUUAAGAUAAAAUUUACAUUUCACGGUGGUGAUGGUGGUGGGUUAACAUCAAGAAUGUAAAAUGGGUGACUGAGGCUUCCUUGGUGGAGGUAUAGUCGAAUUAUGGUUAACAAGAGAGGAAGCAGAAAAGCUGGCAACACUAUAGGGGGCAAUUGUACCAUUUCCAGCAAACAAUUUGGCAUUUCUAUUUUUCUACUCGAUUUUCAUUUUUGUUCGUAUUUUUGUCCUUUCAUCUGUAGAAUGGCUGUUGCAGGGUUGGAGAUCUGUAGAGGGGUGUUGAAUUGAGACAAUUUCUUAUAAUGGGUGCUUCUAUAAUUUUUGUUUACUUCUGUUCAAGUCAAAAUUUUCCGUCUAUUUUUCCUGUGUUUAAGAAAAAAAAAUCUUCAGUGCCAAGGUUUAUCAUGUAUGAGCAAAUUUUGAUGUCAGCUCUCUGUGAUACUUCACGACUGCAUUCUUGGUGCACUGAAGAAUUUUUGUCAUUUAGCGGCCAGUUCGUCCUGCCGAAUUGAAAGAUACU
Molecule: messenger RNA, 1767 nt
Organism: Rubroshorea leprosula
Lineage: Eukaryota; Viridiplantae; Streptophyta; Magnoliopsida; Malvales; Dipterocarpaceae
Source: the annotation of a GenBank genome assembly